AUGGUCGAGCUGCCUCCAGAGCUAUGGCUCUACCUCGCAGAAUUCAUCCCAGACAGUGAACUUAGAAAUCUCCUUGAUGUCAGCCGUAUCUUCUACGAGAUCGCGCUGAAUGUCAGAUAUAAGGAGAUCGCAAUAGAAGGCAUCGACUCGCGUACAGUUGCGCUGGAUCCAGAGGUUGCGAAAAGGGUCUUGCACCUGAGCAUCGUCUCUCACGGCACUCGCAGGCAGUUGAUCCACGAUGUCCAAAAAUUUCGGUUCGCAGACUUUGGCCGCCGUAAGAACCUCUCAGUAGAACGCGCUACCCAACUCCUCAUAGACGUUCUCACCGGCUUCACAAACCUAAAUGAAUUUUCUAUCGAUUUUUGGGGGCUUCCAUCCAGCUAUAAAUUGGUACCAUUCCUCAACGCCGCUUGGUCGACGUUUGGUAAACAGAUCCGUACCCUUUUCCUCUCGGGACAUUUGGAUGCGCUUCGUAUUAUCGUCGAGACCAGUACCCCAAUGGAAUCGCUCGAAUCGCUGAGAAUUCAGCUAACAGCUUCCAUUUACCCUCUGACAGAUGCCGGAAACUCGAUUGAAUCUGUCUUGGCUCUCAGAAAGUUCAUUAAUGGGUUGAGCCCUCGAUUGAAGACUCUCCGUCUGUGGUCAUGGGCAUCUACAGACGUAUCGAUGUUAUUUGUUGGUUUGGACCACUUUCCACUGUUGCACCGCUUCCACAUCCGCACCGCCUUCAAUAAAGCGUUCCCGUCAGAUCCAUCCGGUUUAUCCCGUUUCGUUCAAAGCCACGCAAGCACACUCUAUGAUCUACAAUUGUGGCUGCACCCUGCUGGAUCUUCCGUAGACCCCUCGAUGGACCAGCCACUAAGUGAAUGGUUGUUGGCUACCGUGGACCCAAUUCCGGAGUUUCCAGUAUUGAAAGACCUACAAUUCUACCCCACUCAUCUCCGUGGUGGUUUCGACGCCUUUCUUCUCACGAUACAGCGUUCAACGAAUACCCUUAUCAACCUCAUUUCGCGAGAUCAUUAUCUUUCAUCUCAGGAAACCAUUCGGCUUAUAGAUGCCUUGGCAUAUAAUGGUCCCAACAAAACCCUGAUAUCAUUGCGUCUUAAUAUGAUCGUUUUCACGGGGGACGUUAUUGAUGCAAUGGCCGAAAAGCUACCUGGCUUGGUGUCACUCAGGUUGUACAUCGGGGAUAACCAAGAAUCGUUUGAGGACAUCAUGAAUAAUCGCUCCUUGACCAGUUGGGGGUUGUAUGAUGUCGGAAUUUGGUGUGGGGGUUCGGUAUUUGAUGGUGAAUCGAUGCGACUACUUGCUCGUUGUAUUCCAUCGGUCCGAAGCUUCUGGGGCAAUGGACACAUGAAGACAGACAACACCCCUUGA
Messenger RNA from Guyanagaster necrorhizus, 1377 nucleotides. RefSeq lists its product as uncharacterized. The transcript has 3 exons. The record is from RefSeq and is a predicted model, not a curated record. Lineage: Eukaryota; Fungi; Basidiomycota; Agaricomycetes; Agaricales; Physalacriaceae. Bases 1 to 1377 code for a protein of 458 amino acids.